GGCUGCGUGCGAACGUUACCAUGAAGACUGUGUCUGUGUUGUGUGUGCUUCUCACGAUCACAGUUACCGCCUCCAGCCUUCAAAGGGACAUUCGCCCUCAACAAAUAUCAGACAGAAAAACAAGCAAGAGAGUUAUAAAAAGGGAUGCUUCAUUACUAUUGGACACCUCACCUAUAGAUAUUGACCCAGUGUACAAAGUUCAUCCAGUAAUUGCAUAUAGACGUCUAUCAAGAUCCAGGCUGAAUCCAAGAUCAAAACAAUCGUCAAGACUUCACAAAUCGACGAAAAAGUUCAAGAAACCAGUCAAACCUAACCGUCCUCGAAUUUACAAGAAAAGUGUAAAACCAAAAUAUUACAGAAAAAUUGUUGUACCGAAAAAUAAGUAUUCCAGACCCACUAAAUAUCCACAAAAUUACGUCUCUUAUCCUGAACCUGUAGGCUUUGGUGAACCUCCGAAUGAUUUAAUAUCGUACAGUAAAAACGUUAGGCCUAAACCAGCAAUGCCUUAUAGAGAUGAACUAAUUGAUUCAUACGGUGAACCUAUAAAGCCGAGCAACACUGACAGUUAUCCUCCUGCAAUGCUCCCAACUCAGUUUAGUAAAGAACUCGAUUCAAGACCUACAUUUAAUUCGUGGCAAAACAUUGACAAUCCUAAUGAUGAACCUACUUAUGCUUAUUCAAAGAAGAGGCCAGUUUAUGAUUUUCCAACAUCAUACGAAGUCCAAGAUAUUGAGACUGACUUCGAACUAAACAACCAUUAUUCAUUUAAUAAGCCAAACUAUAAUAUGGAUCAAAAUAAGUUUUUGGGUAAUCCGUGGAAAGUAAAGGGAAGGAGGGAUAAAGAUGAGGACGAAAUCAUUGUUGGAGGUCAAUAUGCUGAGCCGCCUGCCAGAUAUGUACCUAAGUUCCAACCUAGUGCUCCUAUGUUCGAAAAUGACGAUGAUUUCAGACCGUCACAGAGGGUAGUCGACCCUGAAGUUGCAACGUCGGCUACGAUUUCCCCAUAUGUCAAUUACAAACACAGCAAUUUGGCUUUCAGUCCACAAAAUUUGAAUGAUGCAUUUAGUAUAGUAGAGAAAUAAUAAAGUAAUUACUUAGUUCAAUAAACCAAAAUUUAUGUAUUUAACUUAUUAAGAACUUUAAUUUUUCUAAAUUAUGUUAUUGUAUCUUCAUCCAAUUUCUUUAUCAUUAUCAUAAGUAAGACAUAAAUUCGUUUUCCUUCAGGGAAUGUUGAUGAAAAAUUUCUAGAAAGUACAUUUAUUCAUGAUUAUAAAAUAUUUAGUUAAGAGAACUGAAUUUUAAUUA
Molecule: messenger RNA, 1305 nt
Organism: Amyelois transitella
Lineage: Eukaryota; Metazoa; Arthropoda; Insecta; Lepidoptera; Pyralidae
Exons: 2
Coding region: 21-1082 (353 amino acids)
Source: RefSeq, a predicted model, not a curated record